Labrus bergylta (ballan wrasse) is the source of this 2727-nucleotide messenger RNA. NCBI's taxonomy places the organism in Eukaryota, Metazoa, Chordata, Actinopteri, Labriformes, Labridae. The record is from RefSeq and is a predicted model, not a curated record.
AGUACAGUAUUAAUACAGAGCGAGCCAAUCACGUGGCUCCAAAAAUCGUUCGCAAUUGGCUUCGUUCGGUUGUGUCUUGUGACGGUGCACGGUGGCAGGCCAUCACCCCUGCUUUUAUACGGCCAACAGACUUCCAGGCAAUUCUUUUCUGUUCCUUGCUCUGCCAAAACCAGCUUGAUGCUCGGGCCUCAUCUCAAGAUGGUUAUCUUUGGACCCGGCGCUGCUUACGCCGCUUGCACCGCCGGCUGAGCCUGACCUGGAGUCCAAAAUGAACUGGGGAUCCUUUUAUGCCGUGAUCAGCGGCGUAAACAGGCACUCUACGGGCAUCGGACGUGUUUGGCUUUCCGUCAUCUUCAUCUUCCGUAUACUGGUCCUGGUGGUCGCAGCUGAGAGUGUUUGGGGAGACGAGAAGUCCGGCUUCACCUGCAACACCCAGCAACCCGGCUGCAACAGCGUCUGUUACGACCAGUUUUUCCCCAUUUCGCACAUCCGCCUGUGGGCUCUCCAGCUCAUCCUGGUCUCCACCCCCGCCCUGCUGGUGGCCAUGCAUGUUGCCCACCGACGCCACAUCGACAAGAAGCUCAUGAAGAGGGCUGGACGCAGCAGCCCCAAGGAGCUUGAACAAAUCAAGAACCAGAAGUUUCAGAUCAUCGGAGCGCUGUGGUGGACUUACAUGAUCAGUAUUAUCUUCAGAAUCAUCUUCGAGGUGGCUUUCCUCUACAUCUUCUACUCCAUCUACCCUGACUUUAAGAUGUUCCGUUUGGUGAAGUGUGACUCGUACCCGUGCCCCAACACGGUGGACUGUUUUGUGUCUCGACCAACAGAAAAGACCAUUUUCACUGUGUUCAUGCUGGCAGUGUCUGGGGUGUGUGUGCUGCUAAAUGUGGCAGAGGUGCUGUACCUCAUAGGCAGGGCCUGCAAACGCUGCUUAGGAGGCUCGGAGGAUGAGUCCAAGGGAGCCUGGAUAAGUCAAAGAUUGUCUUCUCACAGGCAAAAUGAAAUCAAUCAGCUGAUAGCAGACCAUUCUCUCAAGUCCAAGUUCACUGUGACCAAAAAGAGCCCGACUGAGAAGGGUGAAAGGUGUUCUGCUUUCUGAGACUCUCCAGUUCCCUUUAAACUAACCGACAGUAAUCACACACGUCCCUGAAACAGUUUGCUUUGUCACCGUGUACUGUAUAUAAGAUCAGCAUACAUGCAGAUUCUGUUCUAUUUAUCGUCCAGUCAAUCCCUUAUUGAUGCAUCUUUUCUGUUUUGUUUUCUGACACUAGCUGCUGGCAAAACUCAUCUAAACUAUUUGGAGCCAGUUAUGAAGGUUAAAGGACCAUACCCGUGUUUUUGCUGAUGCUGUGGCACAUUUACUAAAAACAUACAGAGUUGCUGCUGUCAACACUUUGCCAGUGAGUGGUUUCAUCUGAACGUAGUAUGAGAAGCAACUUUGUCAAGGCACAACCUAUCUUUAGCUAAAGAACAUACUGUAAAAUAAUGAUAAUGCGAUUAUUUCUUGACACUACAGUUAAAAUAUCCACUUUACAGGUGGUGAGUUGGUAUAUCAGAAACAGGCUAUUGUUGCUAAUGAGCUGUAUUUCCAUUCUUUGGUUAAUACAAUUAAUCCCUAUCAAGCAAACAUUCGUCUUAUAAGUGAUAACUGAAAGAGCAAAGUAGCUGCCUGGAUGGUAAAAAAAAACACUGAAUAAAAAAAAAGUGAUCAAAUCUAUUCAGUUUUUCUGGUAAAUCAGCCAAAACAUGCAACAACACGGGUAUGAACUUGUAUUUAAAGAAGCUAUGGUACUGUAGAGACAAAAUGCUGGUAACAAAGUGAAUUUUCUAUUUAUGUCAAGUAUUUGUUAAUAUAAACCAUAUUUGAUUCUUGGCCGGGUCACAGCUGGGUAAUGCAGAAAAAGAAUUUAUGUGAGUAAAUGUCAUUAACAGCGCUUUGCGUUAACAACACUAUGCUUCCAUUUUAUUAGACACUGUUAGUGAUUUGAUGUCGCUUUGCUUCAUGCAGACCGCUGUGACUUCUAUACUACUUACCAUACUGCUACUCAGAUUUGACAGUUGGUGCUAGAAAACCAAAGAAAACAUUUCAUUGGAUAUAAUUAUUCUUCCAGAAGUUAUUCAAAUAAGUAUUCAUUUGAAAAUAUAGAAAAAUGUUUUACUCUGCGGGCCUAAGAGUUGUGUGGACAGUGUAGUAUGAGUGGUGCACAGAGUUCACAAUUCUGUGACUUCAAUGACUCUACUAAUAUUUACAUCUUAUUCCAUCUUCACUUGAUGACUUGGCCACUUUAAGAAAGUUGUGAAUCCAAGUACUGUACAUAUAUGUUAGGGUGUGUAAAUACUGGAUUCUACCUACUUCAUUUAUUGCAGCUUUUUGUUUUAGAUCAUCUUUAUAUUUGUUUUUUGGAAAUAUAUUUAUUCUACCGUCUUCCUAACUCACAUCCAUGGCUGGUGCCCUCACCUUCCUUAUUAUUUCCUUGCAGAGUUUAUUGUUGAGUAUCCCUUUGUUCCUGAAAAUGGAAUUGAUCUUACAAAGGUUUCUGUUUAUGCAACUGUUUGAUUAAGAAGUGAUUUAUUUUGAAAUGCAUUCAAACCCCCUCAUGUUGGCAUUUGUGCCUAAAUGUACAUACAUUACUUUAUAUCCGGGUCAACAAUCCAUUGAAUAGAUAACUUGGGUUGAAACUAUAUGUGAACGGUGUGUAAUAUAAAGAAAUAAACUGCCUGAUCGUUCAA